Molecule: messenger RNA, 2117 nt
Organism: Chroicocephalus ridibundus (black-headed gull)
Lineage: Eukaryota; Metazoa; Chordata; Aves; Charadriiformes; Laridae
Gene: RTN3
Product: reticulon 3
Exons: 9
Coding region: 104-1609 (501 amino acids)
Cellular component (GO): endoplasmic reticulum membrane
Source: RefSeq, a predicted model, not a curated record
CCCCGGCCCCGCCCCGCCAGGCCCCGCCCCCCCUCAGUCGGUGCGUGGCCGCCGCCCCGCACGGACGCGCCUCGCCGGGGGCUCCGCUCCGCCGUCCGCCGCCAUGGCCGACCCCGCCGCCCAGUUCCCCUUCGUCUCCUCUUCAUCUUCCUCCGGUCAGCCCCAGCCCGGAGGCUGCGGGGGCGCUGGCUCCGCCUCCUGCGCCGAUCCCCCCGCUUCUUCCUCCUCCUCCCAGCCUGUCUCUCUCUUUGCGGCUUCACCAGCGGGCACCGAAGCGGCACCUGGGGGGCGAGGAGGUCAGGGAGCCUUCCUCCCCCCCGCCGCCUCCUCCGCCGCCGCCGCCUCCUCUUCCUCCUCGGGGGGGCCCCCCCAAAAAGAACCGGAUUCCCCUGAAUCGCCCUUCGAGGUCGUGCCGGAUCGCGCCGCCUUCGACCGGGAAUUCGGCCCGGCGGCGGCGCUGCUGGGGGAGCGCGAGGUGCUGAGCCAAAUCCCCGAGGAUCGCGUCUGCGACUUCCCGGCCAAACCCCGCGGCGCCCCCGGCGUCACCCCCAAGGUCCCCACCGCCUUGUGCCGGCAACCGUCCGGCACCGCCGCCGCGCUGGAAGAGGUGUCCAAGUGCGUGCGGGAGAUGCACACUUUCACCAGUGAGUUGCUCAACUGGGAUUUGGUGGAGCGGAACGGCGGCAACGGCAUCGCCGGUGACAUCGGCGGCAGCGCCAACGCCGAAGCCGACAGCUCCGGCGACUCCGACGACACCGUCAUCGAGGAAGCCCCCGUUGAGGAGCCCCCCCUGGAGGAACCCCCCAUCGCCGUCCCCCGGCACCGUGUCACCGCCGGCGUCACCGGCAUCACCGCGCCGCCCCCCCUUCCCGAAACGCGCCCCCCCCCCGCCGCCGCCGCCACCACCCGGGACUGGGAGGAGGAGCGGCUGACCCUGCGGGCGCUGCGGGAAUUGGGGGAACCCCCCAGGGACACCCCCAAACCCCCCGGGGACCCGGCUCGACCCCCCCCGGGGACCCAGCUCCUCCCCCGCCUGGCAGUCCACGACCUCCUCUUCUGGCGGGACGUGAAGAAGACGGGGCUCGUCUUCGGCGCCAGCCUCCUCCUCCUCCUCUCCCUGGCCGCCUUCAGCGCCGUCAGCGUGGUGGCCCACCUGGCCCUGGCCCUGCUCUCCGUCACCAUCAGCCUCCGCGUCUACAAAGCCGUCGUCCAGGCCGUCCAGAAGUCCGAAGAGGGGCACCCCUUUCGGGCUUACCUGGAGCUGGACUUGACCUUGUCACCCGAGACCUUCCAGGCUCAUGCCACCACCGUCGCCCUCCACCUCAACCGGGCGCUGCGGUUCCUCCUCCGCCUCUUCCUGGUGGAGGAUCUGGUGGAUUCCCUGAAGCUGGCCGUGGUGAUGUGGCUGCUGACCUCCGUGGGAGCCAUCUUCAACGGCAUCACCCUCCUCAUCCUCGCCGAGCUGUUGGCCUUCACCCUCCCGCCCCUCUACGAGAAGUACAAGGUGCAGAUCGAUCACUACGUGGGCAUCGCCCGCCGCCAGACCAAGGACCUCGUGGCCAAGAUCCAGGCGAAGCUCCCGGGUCUGGCCAAGAAGAAGCCGGAAUAAAACCCCGGGGGGUGGUGGGGAAAUAUCGGGGUACCCCCCCCGAGCUCUUCAGCCCCCCCAAACUCUAUUCCCCCCCCCCUCAAGCUCGUAGCCCCCCCCCAUCUCUCACAGUGGCGUCCGUCUGUUCUUCCCCCCUCCCCCCCCAGCCUUGGACUUGGCCUCUGCUAUGGGGCUACCGGGGGGGGGGGGCUGCACCCCAAAACCCCCCUCCUGCUCCCCCCGGGGGGGGGCUUCCCACCCUCCCAGCUCGUUUCUCUCCCCCCCCCCCCCUUUUAUUUUUUUUUAACGUUGAUUGAGGUGAAAUGUCUGUAACUGCUGUAAAUUGAGGGGGGGGGAAGGGGGCAAAGCCCCUUGAGCGGGGGCUCAGCCUCCUCCCACAGCCCCCCCCAAACCGCACUGCGCGCCCCCCCCCCCUCGCCACACCCCCUAAUCCGGGGGGGGGACACAUGGGGACACAACCCCCUCAUCCACCCGCGGGGAUGCGGCAUCAAUAAAACACCGCGACGGA